CUUCCGCGCCGCUCUAGAAAGCAGACGACGGGCGGCCGGCGGCGGUCGUCUGCUCGGCUUCCUCUGAAAAGGCUGCGACAGCGGCUCGGCCACGUCUGCUUUCGCGUUUGGUUCGUACCGCGCUCGUUCUUCUGCAUCGACGGUAGCUAACGACAACCUCUUUUCCUCAGCAGACAAGACAGACAGUACACAUCUGGUGCACCCCUGUGCGACGAGCUAUUAUGGCCUAUCACUUUCAGAAACUGUUACUUAGGUUAAUCUUUCACCGCAUCUCUUGACCGUUGGGUCCGCCGCGCUCAUUUCCCUGUGCUUCUCUCGCGUUUCGCUUCGUCGCCAUCUGCUCCCGCAUCACCGCUCGCUCCGCCGUCGUCUGCCUGCGUUGACCGUCGACUCGCCAGCCUCUCGCUGCAGACGACAGCUGUGUGCAACAGGUUGAGCGGUAGCCUUGCCGACAACGCGACGACCGCCUGUGUGAGUGGGUGUUGUCGUUGCUUCUCUUUUCGAGACGGAGACACCGUCUAUGAUGGACCGUAAUCUCGAGAUCGGAGGCGGCGAGAUGAUGAUGGUCACGGACACGCAGAAGCUCGUCCUUCCCCAAAGCACGGAAAGCCUGGUAAAGCCUAUGGGUUACGCCGGCGGCGGCGGCAACGGCAAGUCGGCGCACUACAAGCGCCUGAUGGGGAUGCGGCGGAGCAACUUCCUUCUCGUGCUGCUCGUGCUGAUGCAAAUGAGCUACUUGUGUUUCGGCGCGUUCAUGUUCUGCAGCUUUGAAGGACCGGGAGAGCAGGAACUGAGGCGGCACCUGAAGAUGUUCCGCGCGGCCUUUCUGAGGAACUUCUCUUGCCUCAACGACGAGGCCCUGGAGAGCUUCAUCGUGGAGAUUGUGCGCGCUCACGAGAACCGAGUCUCGCCGGUCAAGAACGUCACCUCGGACCCGAACUGGAGCUUCGGGCACUCGUUCUUCUUCUCCAGCACGAUCAUCACCACGAUCGGCUACGGCAACAUCACGCCACUGUCCACGGGUGGCAAGAUCUUCUGCAUCGUGUAUGGGCUGAUUGGUAUCCCGCUGACCCUGAUCCUGCUGUCGGCUUUCGUCGAGCGACUCCUAAUCCCUGUCACCUACAUGCUGCAGUUUCUCAACUCUCGCCUUGGGCACCUCUACCAGGCAUUCAAUAUCCGUGUCCUCCACCUCUUCAUUGUCGGUCUGUUGGUGGUGAUCUUCUUCUUCCUGGUGCCUGCGGCCAUCUUCUCAUCCCUGGAGCCGGAGUGGGACUAUGUGGACUCACUUUACUACUGCUUCAUAUCUCUCACAACCAUUGGUCUUGGCGAUUUCACACCUGGAGACAGCUAUGAGCAGCCCUACAGGCCUCUCUACAAAGUGGCAGUUGUGGGGUACCUGCUAGUGGGCCUGACAUCUAUGAUGCUUCUGCUCAACGUGCUAUACGACAUUCCGCAGCUCAACGUGGGCGUUUUCUUUCUGCUCAAGAGCGAUGAGAUGACCAAUGACCCUGAGAAAGUGCGCCUACACCACGGUCUCGGACCCAAGUACACGCAGCAGAUAGAUGAGCCUCCGCCACCACAGUUUUACACGGAGGGAAGAAUAAAGAGGACAGGCCUGUGAGCCGCACGGUGUCUGGAGUGGUCUCACUACAUGAAAGGACUUUCCAAGUUUAGGGCACAUUUUGUGAGGGUAAUCUUACUGGGUCGUUCAGAGUAAUGAAAUUGAAAUUCAUUAAAUAAAUGCUGCAAAUGGAAUGUUUAGGGUGUAUUUCGGCAGCAAUGGCCUUAAGGGGAGAGUAAAGGAAGUCAUUACAUUUAAUGAGGUUGGUAGCUUACACGUUUGAAGUGGCAGACAAGGACUCCCAUUUAAGAGCAGCAAGUCAGCUAGCCAGAAAAUGAGGCAAAAAAGCAAAGUAUGUUUGGCGGUGCCAAGCACAAGUACGAGAAGAAAAUUCCCUGCAAUGUCGCACGUAGUUGUAGCCAAGGAUAAUUGUUGGUUAGAGAAACAAGAUUCUCGUAGUGCAAUUUAAAGUAAAACUCAAAUUAACCUCGCAUAUUUUGUGGGCAGUUCUAGAAGCUUUCGGAUCCAUGUAGACUGUGGAAUCUGCAUGACAACGCAUAUGCUGUGGUUUUGGCGAGAGGAAAGUUGAAAAUGGCCAAGCCAGUCUUCAUUUGAACUCCUCUUCACAAAGAAGUCCUUAUUAUCUCAAUUAAUAAACCCAAACUGAUUUUAAAGAGCAACCACGGUGAUAUACCAGUUAUAUUGUAUGUACAUUUUGCUACUAAAUGUUCCUUUAAAGGUCUCUGUAGAGAUUUGCGAAGCAGUCAAGUUGGGCCUCGGAGCUUUCAGAGUUACUUGAGAGACCCUUGUCUAUGUUAUCAAUGCCUUAAAACAUGCACAUGAUUUAAGAGAUCACAAAGGCAGGAUGCCUGCCUUGGUUUGUCAUCAGAGCUUGCAUCCCGAGAUAUGCUGCGUGCCUGCCUUUCGAUUUCAAGGCAAAAUAUGUUUUCUUUUCCUUGCGUUUCCACUGCACAUUAUGUCGCAGCCUUCCUGUUGCUUUACAUCAUUGCUUGCUCGAAAACACCUGCCAGGGGGAAGGACGUGAAACUAGCUCUUAGCAGUAAGGCCUAACUGCAGCAAACAAUAUCGCUACAGAAUUUGCAGCUACGUGUAUUGUCUAUUUUCUUUAAUGCCCCUGUCACGCAGCAGUAGAUAAACAUGAUUCCCUGUCAGGUCAACCUGUCUUGAGUGCUGCUGUCUGGGCUGGCUCGGGCAGGCCACUGCUGUGACAUGCCUAAUACAGCUUGUAAGUGUUUAGUCAGAUAGACCAUAGCACUGCACGUGUUCAUGUCCGAAUGCAAGAACAUAUUGAUUUUUUUCUCGUGGAUUCACUUUUGCUAUAUGACUGGUGUAUUGCUUGUGCCCAUAUAUGUCAAAUUUGUUUGUAAGCAUGACUCAAGGCAUAUAGCCUGUGAUUGUCACGCAAACUCUGUGAUUUGUGGUGGUCCUCUCUCUCUUUCUCUUUCCCCUUCUGCAUGGUGUGAGUGCCACAGCAAAAAAGUAAAACAGAUCUGCCAUCACCUUGUGUCUGAACGGUUGUGUGUUCUGUGUAACUGUUUUAAUGGAUGUCGGUGCACUAAAUUCAUCAGGAGGCUGCCUGUCCUCCAAACCAUCAGCAGUUUCAUACAAUUGCAUUCACACGUGGCAAAAACAAAGACACUGGGUAGUUCUGCGUUGUGUUACACGUUACAGAUAACAUAAAAAGUGAAGCAACAAGAAGACCAUCAUCUGUAACUUCAACCAGUUUGCUGAAGUAAGAAAUGACCCAUUUUUCAGUGAAGCCGUAGUAUGAACUAGAGGAAUCAAAAAGCUAGCUUUAAAUGAUAAUUUGUUUAACUCUGUCUAAUGCAUGUUGUCACUGCUCACCAAAGUUUAAUUAAACCUGGAAUGAUCACUCUCAGUAGUGCUACAUACUGUAUGUUAGCCUGGUUGUUGAUCCUGUAGAUUAUAAACUGCAGCGUAAUAAUGCCACUGUUCCAAUGAGAUGGGUUAAAUUCAAAUGAUCCCAAUUGUUUAGUUAUGGCCUGAACAACCUCAUUAUCAAUAAUUUUCAAACCUGCAUUCACACUUUAUUGUUAGAACUGAGAAAAAAUAUUGGAACGUCUAUUAUGUAAAUUGACACUUGUGCCGAACAUAAUCUCCCAAAUGUACAUAGCUUAUCAACCUUGGCACAAAUAUGUUGUUAAUAUUUGUGUAAGUUGUUUCUAUGCCUCACCUGGUCUCUAAACAGAUGUGGCUGUUCUGACGUACUUAAGAGAAACGUUCAGGUUGGUCAAGAAAUGUCAGUCUGCAGGCCCUUGCACCUAAUUUGAGCUUAAUGCUGAUGAAAUAUAAAAACAUAUUCGAGAAGCUAGCCUUCAGAAAAGAUUCAGCAUCCAAAUUUUGAAUGUCACGUCAGGCAAGAUUAAAGGCAUCAGACAAGCUAUGCCUGUAGUUACAUGUACGACACAACAGAAUGUAAUUAAGUGGGUUGUGUAGAACUUGUUGCUGGGCGAGUUGGUUGGGAUCUAAUGAAUACAUUGUUGCACCAAAAAAGGAAAAUAAUGACUUGGGAGGAAGAGUAUGAAAUGGAAGAUCGAGCGCUCGAUCUUUCGUUUCAUACUCUCCCUCCCAAGUCUUUAUUUUCCUUUUUGGCGCAACGAUGUAUUCAUUAAGUGGGUUGUUAUGGCGGUUCAUUAAGGAACCUGCAGAAUAAGCUUAUUUGGUGAGUGGCUGCGGUGUCACUUGCAGCAAGUCUUCAUUGAAGAGUGAUGAAGCACUGGUGCAAACUUGCAUCCCAAGACCCUUCAAAGAACCUUUACCUUAAGUGUUUGCGCUGACAUGACUAAAUUAUGUACACCAUAGCAACAGGUCUUGCCUCUCCAAGCUUUACACUCGGAGGAACAUUUGUGGAACUGCCCUCUCUUGCCACUCACUUUCACUCGCCACUGCAGUGUGGCCAUCACAAAUUCUUCAGUGUCAGUCACAAUUUUACAAGUGUGGUAGUAGUAGUAGUAGUAGUAGUAGCAGUAGUACCGUCUAAUGUAGAUUUGAUGUCGCUAUGCCAAAGAACCUCAAGGUACUGUGUGGCUAUUUUAGUUUUUAUGCAAGAGUUCGAUGAAAUAAGUUUUUCUUUUUUUUCAUUCACUCACAGACUGCCAUGUUUAAACUGCACCUCACAAUGCUCGAGGUUCACCUGAAAAAUAAAUUGCCCUGAUAAUAGUCCUACACAAAACGGUUGUGGCUUCAGUGGUGUAGCUGCAACUUUUGUAACUGUUCAAGAACUAUUUCGAAGCUAUUUAAUUAGACACACACUUGAUUCACCUGCAAUUGUCAUGAUAGCUUAAGAGAACUCCUUUGCUGGGCCAGUUGGUAUUGAUUCAUUAUACCUAUUCUUAAGGUGCCAAAAAACAACACACAGCACACAAGAGAGGCGCUCUGUCUCGUUGUCCUCUCUCAUGUGCUGUUGUUUUUUGGUGCCUUAUAGGUAUAAUGAGUCAUGACAGCUUACACAACAGCUCUGCUGGACAAUGCCAUGGCUUUCCCACUUCUCAACCCAACUUCCCUUACGAAAGUCACCUUAGCUUCUUCAAAUGUUAGCUGUAGCAUGCCUUGUUAUAUUUGUCUCCUGUGCCGUUUGUUGUGAAACCAGCAUAUCAUUCUGUAACCAUGUGAUAGUGACGUACAUGACGCUGUCCUGCAGUAGCUGGGACAAAUGUAUUCACUUUGAGUUUCUCAAGAACCUUCUGGCUCUGAACACACCAUAUCUCUGUUACAGUUUAAUGCUUUAUUCAUUGUGUGGACAAAGACUAAUAAAAAAAGAAAGUGUGGCCUCGCGUUGAUGAAAGGUGAACCUUCAUUCGAAGUGAUAAUGUGUCUUGUGUAAAGCGUAAUGCACUUUGCUCGUGUCAUGCACACGAUUUAAGAAUUGUAAAACACUGAGAGCUCUGUUGCAUAAAUGUCGAACAUGGUUCCUGAUAAAAUGGUCUAUAUAGAUAUGUGCAUUGUUUGCUCAAGGAAGAGUAUAGUAGUUUUGGUGGCCAGGCACACAAAAAUAUAUUGCUUAUGGCUACCUGUAUCAGGAUGGACAGCAUUACAACAGUAAGAAAAUGAGUGUAAUGCUUGCUACUGUCUCUCCAAGUAUUUACUCACCGUUUUCUUUUCUUUCAUGUGACUUGGGUGAUGUUUGCUGCUUGCUACCAUCACCCUCUUAAAAUAUACUCACUUCACCCAAAUUAAAAUUUAACUGCACUAUACGUCCGAAUACCGCUGUGUGCCAAACACGCGUUUCAGGCUUAUGAUCACCUCCUUUUUUGCUUGAAAAACAAUAGCACUUCUAAGCUGCGCUUUUAAGCACCUAACCAUAAAAUUCCCACGUCCAAGGUUCAACGACACUUUACAUGUGAUACUUCAUAUUGAAAUAUAUAUAUAUAUAUAUAAAGAUAUUAUAUAUUAUACAUAACUAUAAAUGUGUCUAUAUGUACAUAUAAACAUUCAUUGUGGUUGUUUGUUGUGUGCUAUGGUGGCUUACAAGCCAUGCCUGUUUGCUUCUAUAGGACUUUGUAACUGUUAUGGGACAGAGUGAAAAAAGAGGAGCUGAAUAAAGAUGGAAAUGUUUGUGGGUCUUUGUUCAUGAA
Messenger RNA from Dermacentor albipictus, 6177 nucleotides. Its product is annotated as potassium channel subfamily K member 1-like. Gene Ontology annotation, cellular component: plasma membrane. The record is from RefSeq and is a predicted model, not a curated record. Gene Ontology annotation, molecular function: potassium ion leak channel activity; outward rectifier potassium channel activity. Lineage: Eukaryota; Metazoa; Arthropoda; Arachnida; Ixodida; Ixodidae. Gene Ontology annotation, biological process: potassium ion transmembrane transport; stabilization of membrane potential.